CCAUUUGAAGACCUUCCAUUGUUGCUCGAAGCCCUGGUAGAGGAGGAUCCGGGACAAAAUCCAGAAAAUUUGCAGCCAUCGCCAACACAUUUCUGGGCUCAUCACGAAUAAUUGCGGACCAUCCCAUUGAAGGGGGAGAUAACUUCCAGGAGGCAUCAACUUUCAAUUUUAAUAAUCCUGAUUCAGGAGGAUGCCAACAGGAACUUACAGAACUGUAAACCGAAAUGCUGGCUAAAAUGGCUGGGGGAGGAAUGAUCUGGCAGUUACUAAGGAGGAAGCUUAAGAUACAAUCUACCCCCUUUGGAGCACUUGGUUUUCUUGGAAAUGGUGCGUCAAAACAUUUGAGCUUUGCAACAGUAGUAUCCUGUUUUGAGAUUAAUCAUGGGUUACAAUGUCCAAGUUAUAACUGGUCUCCCAAUGAUCAGUUAUUGAUUUUGUUGGCAGAUGCUCACUCUAUACUUUUGGGAUGCAGGUUGAGAUCCAACUUUCUACUGCAAUCAACUUAUUAUUCUCGAACUUAUAAUGUUUAUACAAGAGGUUCUGGCUUAGAUAUAUGGGGAUUGAAAACGGGACAUGGUUAUCAUUCACAGUCAUUUCAUAAGUCUCAUUGGUUUUCACCUCUUUCCACUCGUUAUAUUGGAAGGUGUUCUUCCUUGCACCAUAUUCAACGCAGCUACUCUAAAGCUUCUAUUGAACAGAAGUCCAAAAAUAUGCUUUUAUACCUUGUAGCAUUGGUUUUUGCCAUGGUAGGAUGUAGUUAUGCGGCUGUUCCUCUUUAUAGGAGGUUCUGCCAAGCUACUGGUUAUGGGGGCACUGUUCAGCGCCGCGAGAGCGUUGAAGAAAAGAUUGCUCGGCAUGCUCAAGAUGGAACAGUAACUACAAGGGAUAUUGUUGUGCAGUUUAAUGCUGACGUAGCUGAUGGAAUGCCUUGGAAGUUUAUUCCAACCCAGAGAGAGGUAAGGGUAAAACCUGGAGAAAGUGCACUUGCAUUCUAUACUGCUGAAAAUAGAAGUUCAACUCCAAUUACUGGUGUGUCUACGUACAAUGUUACACCUAUGAAGGCUGCAAUCUACUUCAAUAAAAUACAAUGCUUUUGCUUCGAGGAGCAACGUCUCCUUCCCGGGGAGCAGAUCGACAUGCCUGUGUUCUUCUACAUUGAUCCCGAGUUUGAAACUGAUCCAAAAAUGGACGGCAUUAACAAUUUGAUUCUAUCGUACACUUUUUUCAAGGUCUCAGAAGAAUAGGUGAUGAACAGAGUGGUGGGUUAAUUUAUAGAUGGAUUACAGGUCCAGAGAUCCAAAUUUUUGCCAUUGAUGGAGAAUUGUCCAAGAAAAUCAUUUUCAGAAAGCUACUUGUUUUCUUUCUGUAAUUAUAUUUGAGAUUGAGAUUCUAUCAUAUGCCAUGACCUUAGAUUAGGGAAAUAAUAGGAAUUUGAGUUUGAGAUAUGUGCGGGACUGAUUUUGGGUAUUACAAAAAUCUGUACUGUGGGACUCAGCUGCUCACCAGGGAUAUUGCUUGAUGAUUGUCCAUUACAUUUUCAUGAAGUAAUCAUCAUAAUAAUUUUAAAGUGAUUAUCAAUUUUAU
This is a messenger RNA of Benincasa hispida (wax gourd), 1584 nucleotides long. Its product is annotated as cytochrome c oxidase assembly protein CtaG / Cox11 family. Gene Ontology annotation, cellular component: mitochondrial inner membrane. Gene Ontology annotation, molecular function: copper ion binding. The record is from RefSeq and is a predicted model, not a curated record. Lineage: Eukaryota; Viridiplantae; Streptophyta; Magnoliopsida; Cucurbitales; Cucurbitaceae.